This is a messenger RNA of Neltuma alba, 4011 nucleotides long. RefSeq lists its product as uncharacterized. The record is from RefSeq and is a predicted model, not a curated record. The transcript has 6 exons. The coding region runs from base 151 to 3723 and encodes 1190 amino acids. NCBI's taxonomy places the organism in Eukaryota, Viridiplantae, Streptophyta, Magnoliopsida, Fabales, Fabaceae.
CCUUGUGGUGGAAGGAGAAACCAGAGACGACUGUCACUUGUAGGCUCCGUCCAUUUUCGGCUCUUCGCAGUAGCGUAUGGUCUUCAGCGUCAGGUUCGGCUACGAUAUCAACUUCUUGCUCAAUCGCUCAUCUUCGGUUAAUCUGUAGCGAUGAAGGGUGUUGGGUAUUAUGAUGAUCGGGCAUGUUAUCCAUCUUCAAAUUUGUCAGCUUUCGCUCAACCAUUCAGUGUUAGCAAAACCACGCCCAAGGACGUUUCAGCCCCAUAUGCAGAUUUAGCAGAAGCCGCAGAUGCUAUCCCCUCGAAUCAAUUUCCUGUUCACUCUCGCCCUUAUGGUUAUGAUUUUUUUCCGAAUCCUGUCAGAGAGUUGGAUUCAACGCCUUCCUCAAAGGCAUAUGGAUGCUCGAGCUCACAAGUGUUAGAUCCACCCACUAGCCAGUUGCCUCAUUUUAACACUCUCGGCUUGGCUUCCAAGGACACAUUUGCUUAUGAUCAAUCUUCUAAUAACAUAAAAUCAAGUCUUGCUGAAGCCCAACCGUACUAUCCUUCAUAUAUUUCACCAUCAGCUCAUGUUGUCAAUCCAGCAGCACCUGAUCACUGGUCCACCCUGGACGAUACUAAAAACAAGUCAGAAAUAGGGUAUUCGGGCCAGAGGGUUGGCUUUUGGAAUCAGUUUGCGGAGUUAAUCCAAGGUAAUAGUAGUACGCCGGUGGAGGCUGGGGGCAGUUUCUGCUCAAACGAAGCAAAUUUAGCUGGUCCGCUUAUUGAAGAAAACCUUGUGAACCAAGGAUAUCCCGAUGUUAAGGCCUCAAAUAAUGAUAAAGUGUUACAUUGUAUCAAUACCAUCGGUUGGGAAAAGCAUGGGGUGAGUGUGCCUGUCUGUGUGGAUCAAUUGGAUGAUAAAUCUUGCUGGUGGCAAACUGCCAAUUCCUUGCCAUUCAAUAUCCCGAGUACAUCUAUUCAAGGAUCCCCUUUGGUUUCUCAUGACACUCAUUAUGACAACCGCUUGAAAUUAGUCACAGAUUCAGGGAGCUAUCACUCUUCAUACAAUGCAUCAACUGACCAACUUUUGAUACAGCAUGACAAACCUUCACUGGUCGAUGCAGGAUCUUCAGCACCUAUAACAGGAAUAGAUGUGGGUUUCAGUGUUGGCAAUAUUGCAGCGGGUGGGGACCUUGGAAGCAAUAAUAUUACUAAUAUAAAGGAGGCUUAUCCCCUGCCAAGUCCUAGAAGCACAGGAUUCUUUGAUUCAGGUCCUAUUCACAUGCAUUUAAAUAGAGACGAAUCUACCUCAGCAAACAAUGUAAUGCUUCCAGACAGUCAUGUUUCUACAGGUGUUGUUGAUUAUAUAUUCAAAGCAAGGAAGGAAUUUCAAAAUCCUCAAGCAAGUCUGAAUAAUUUAAGCUUGGGAUUCAGAAAUGAUGAGGAUGUCAAUUUGAAAUCCUUUGAAAAUGUUGAUAAAUGUAACCCUGCUGUGGAUUCACCAUGCUGGAAAGGAGCUCCAGCCACCCAUUUUCAUUCUUUUGAUGGUUCUGAGGCUCUGUAUCCACAACAUGAAAAGUCAAACGAAGAGAAUUUUUCUCUUAAUUUUGAAGGGCCUCGGAACUUUCGUCUUGAUGCAAGCAAUAUCACAGAAAUAUCAUGUGACAAUUCAAAGACCAAUCAAGUGGACAAUGAAACCGACUAUCUGGAAAAGGGUUUGGCAGGCUCUUCAAGGAAGUUUUCAGUGGCAAAUGUUUCAUCUGAAGAAAAUAAUUUAGAAGGUGCAGCAAGUACUGGAUGUUUUGAGUACAAGCCAAUCUAUGAUUAUGGGCUUCAUUAUCUGGAUGACAAUUCUGAAAUGACAGAAAAUAAUGUGCCAUCAAACAAGUCAACAUAUGAUUCUGAGUCUAGAUUUUCCAACAACGAGCAACAGAUUAUGGAAGAAAAGAUGUCUCAGAAGCAGCAUACCUUAUCCGGGGCAUGUGCAGAUGCUGGAGUUAAUAGUAAUGAGUAUUCGAAAUACUUUACAUCCGAUUCAGCAGAGCCUUCACCUUCCUUGCCUUCAAGAGCAGCUGCCUCUACUGCCUUUAAAGAAUCAGCCGCAAAAGCAUCAACUCUAAAAAUAAACAUCCAAAUUCUGGUUGAUACAAUGCACAACUUGUCAGAAUUGCUUCUUUUUCAUUGUUUGAAUGAUACAUGUGAAUUGAAAGAAAAUGAUUGCAGCGUCCUUAGUAAUGUGAUUAGCAAUCUUAAUACCUGUGCUUCAAAGAAUGCUGGCCAAAUGUUUCCUGUGCAAGACUGCGCUUUCCCUCAACCAAAUCCUUCUAAGCAUGUUAGGAAACCGCAUGAGCCUGGGCAGAAUGCAAGGUUUGAGAAACCCCACUUAACCAAGGUGGAUCCAGGGGGCUCCAAGGUUGACCAUGAGAAUCUGCCUGUUCAAGAGAUGAAAGCCCAUCAUUUUGCAUCUGGUAAACUGGGGAGGUUUUCUGAUUCCUUUCCUGCAAAGGGUGAUACAGACAUGAUGAUAGAAGAUAACACGAUUGAGGCUCUGAAAAGUAUUCUCACUGAGAAUUUCCAUGAUGAGGAAGGAGCAGAGUCUCAAGCUUUACUAUAUAAGAAUUUAUGGCUUGAGGCAGAAGCUGCUAUAUGUUCCAUGAAAUGCAGAGCUCGCUAUAAUCAAAUGAAGAUUGAGAUGGAGAAAUGUUCCAAGCGAAGAGAUGAUGUUUUUGAUGUGGAGGAGCAAUCCAAACCAGGUCAUCCUCAUGUAAGCACAGCUCAGAGUUCUGCCGCCAAAGGGAACGUUGACUUAAAGGAGGUAUCUGGUUUGAAGUUUUCUCCUGAUCUGAACAAGCCUUGCACAUUAACACCAGACGAUGAUGAUGGUCAAAACCUGGAUGGUUUCAUCCUGGAUUCUGCUGUUUCUGGCACAAGCAAAGAGAUUGGAGAGUGUGAAGCUUCAACUAAGGCCACAUUCUAUUCUUGUAAUUACAGGGAUGUAAAUACAUGUGUUGAUGCUGCCAAUCUGACGGGACAACUGAGUUCUGAGGCUUCUCAUGCCCUUGACGCGGCAGACAAAUUGGUGUCUGGACGGACAGAUAAUGAAGACCAAGCCAAUUUCAUCCGAAUAUCACCUAAUCCUGGUAACAGCAAGUCUGAUGAUUAUGUAUCUUCUGUUAUGGCUAGAUUCUGCAUUCUUAAAUCCCGGGAUGAAGAGUCAUGUGCCAGUACUGCCAAUACAGAGGAACUACCAAGUUCUAUGGUUUCUGAUGCCCUGAACCCAGCAGACAAAUCUUUUUAUGGGCUGACAGAUAGCAAAAACCAAGCUACUGAUUUCACCCAGGUAAACAAGGAUGACGAUUAUUUAUCUUCUGCUAUGGCUAGACUCCGGGUUCUUAAAUCCCGGGUUGAAGAUUCUAGUUCUGUCUCGUCAGAAGGGCAACUGUUAGAUGGAGUUGAAUCUGCAGGGAACAGAACUGAUUGCCCGAUCACAAGAGAUGCGUCGGAGGCCCACAGUUCAAAUGUCAGUAUAAGUCCUCCCAUAAUGCACCUGAGUUCCUAUGCUGCUGUUGAACUGUCAACACCGAAGGAAUUUCAUCCGAAUUUGGAGGAUGCUCACGAAAUUCAGCCUCAAGGAACAUACAGGUUUGGCAUUCAGCUUCCCACGCAUUACUCUGAUGGCUUCUCGUCAGAGUGGGAACAUGUUAAAAUGGAGGAGUUCACAGGGCAGAGUUUCAAGCUUUGAAAGAGCUGGAGGAAGUUAUAUGAAUGUCUAUGGGUCAGCCGUUUGUGAUUACCUUAAUUAGACAUAUAUGAGUGAGACUGGUACUUUGGUCUGUGGCUUCGUCGCUUCGACAUAAAUAAAUAACUUGGCAUGGCUAUGGAUCUUAUUUCAGUAUUUGACUAGCGGAUGAAUGGUGCAUGUUUUUAUUUUCCUUUCCCAAGUGCAUUUUCACGAGUGUUACGUCAGGAUUAAAUCAGCAAAGUGCCAAAUGGAAACUUCCUAUUUCAAACUAAACCAAAAUUCUUGUCU